Messenger RNA from Rasamsonia emersonii CBS 393.64, 636 nucleotides. RefSeq lists its product as uncharacterized. The coding region runs from base 1 to 636 and encodes 211 amino acids. The record is from RefSeq and is a predicted model, not a curated record. The transcript has 2 exons. NCBI's taxonomy places the organism in Eukaryota, Fungi, Ascomycota, Eurotiomycetes, Eurotiales, Trichocomaceae.
AUGGAUCUCUGGGAAGCAAAGAUCUACUGCCGCGCCUGUGGCACCCUUGUCGAACCGGACGCGCUCAGAUCGGUCGUUGGCGAACAGCCCAGGAAAUGGGGUGCAAGCAAGAUGGUACGGCUGCCUGCCGCCGAGCUAGAAAACAUGUAUUUCAGUAAAGAACGGGGGUGGAUAGACCCCGGCCAUAAGAAACAUAAUAAAGCAGAGCAGGACAGUAAUUGCAAUUAUCGGCUGUCUGGAAUCGCACAGCAUACUACCGACAUGAUGGACACGCAGGAGUUCCUGGUCUUCACCGGCCCAUUGGAAUGGCGCAUGGCGGACUCGUACUGGGCGGCAAGAGCGCCAUCUGCCCUGAUCUAUGAAAUCCAGGACCUGCUGGACGAUGGCAACGUGAUGGUACACUGGGAAGACCUCUGUCUUCGCGCCGAAGAGCUGGUCCAGACGUCGGACGAGUUGCGGAACCGGCGACGGAUUAUGCGGAUCAUCGAUGGCACGAAGAAGCUUUUCGUUCGGAUGAUGAGGAACGAGAGUUGGGAUAGUUGUGGGGAGGAUUAUUAUCUCGAGAGUGAUUGUGACGAGAAUGGCUACGACGAGAAUUGCAUGAAGUCGUAUUUAUGGGAGUGGAAGCGACAGUAA